GUACAGCUACCCGGAGCCACCGAGACAGCAGCCUCCUUCCAAUUCGAGGGAGAAGAUCACACACUAGGCAACGCUCUCCGAUAUGUCAUUAUGAAGAACCCCUCCGUCGAAUUCUGCGGCUACACCAUUCCUCAUCCCUCAGAAGCCAAGAUGAAUCUUCGUAUCCAGACAUAUGACUCCACCACAGCAGUCGAAGCACUAGAGAAAGGCCUCGAUGACCUGAUGGACCUGUGUGAUGUCGUGACUGACAAGUUCACCACGGCCCGUGAUGAGUUCAAUGCUGCGCAGCAGGAUCGGAUGACUGCUUGA
Molecule: messenger RNA, 309 nt
Organism: Paecilomyces variotii
Lineage: Eukaryota; Fungi; Ascomycota; Eurotiomycetes; Eurotiales; Thermoascaceae
Product: DNA-directed RNA polymerase
Exons: 3
Biological process (GO): DNA-templated transcription
Cellular component (GO): RNA polymerase I complex; RNA polymerase III complex
Molecular function (GO): DNA binding; DNA-directed RNA polymerase activity; protein dimerization activity
Source: RefSeq, a predicted model, not a curated record